This is a messenger RNA of Hibiscus syriacus, 1124 nucleotides long. RefSeq names its product probable pectinesterase 67. Gene Ontology annotation, biological process: cell wall modification. Gene Ontology annotation, molecular function: pectinesterase activity. Lineage: Eukaryota; Viridiplantae; Streptophyta; Magnoliopsida; Malvales; Malvaceae. The record is from RefSeq and is a predicted model, not a curated record.
AAGGCAUCCAAAAACAUGUCUUUCAUGAAUAUUGCAUUUGCUUCUAUAUUGGCUAUUGCAAUCUUUCCAUGUUCCGUAGACGCCAAGAAAUCGGAUGUGUUCAAACUCGACGCUCCUUUCUUGACGAAGAAGAUUGCCGCCAAUUUGACCAUCACGGUUGAUGUCGAAGGCCGCGGAGAUUACAAAACCGUUCAAGAGGCCGUUAACGCCAUUCCCAACGGGAAUAGUAAAUGGGUUAUUAUCCAUGUUAAGAAAGGGGUUUAUAGAGAAAAGGUUCAUGUGCCAAAAGAGAAACGUUAUAUCUUCAUGAGAGGCAAUGGUAAAGGAAAGACCGGCAUCGUUUGGUCCCAGAGCUCCGUUGACAACAAGGAAUCGGCCACAUUCUCAGUCGAAGCGAAAAACUUUAUUGCAUUUGGUAUUAGCUUCAAGAAUGAGGCACCUACUGGUGUUGCUUAUACAUCUCAGAACCAGUCGGUGGCAGCAUUUGUGGGAGCAGAUAUGGUUGCAUUUUACCACUGUGCAUUCUUUAGCACCCACAACACUUUGUUCGAUUACAAAGGAAGACAUUACUAUGAUAGUUGCUACAUCCAGGGCUCUAUCGAUUUUAUUUUCGGCCGAGGAAGAACAAUGUUUUACAACUGUGAGAUCUUUGUUUUACAAGACAAGAGGAUUGCGAUCCAUGGAUCCAUCACAGCACAAAACAGGGCAAACCAUGAAGAGAACAGCGGGUUCGUCUUCGUCAAGGGCAAGGUUUAUGGCAUCGGUUAUGUUUACUUGGGAAGGGCUAAAGGAAAAUACUCGACCGUGGUUUUUGCUCACAUGUAUUUAUCUAAGACCAUUGUCCCCGAGGGCUGGACUGAUUGGAGCUACGAUGAUGGCCCCGAUGAUUUGUUCCAUGCCGAGUAUAAGAACCAUGGACCUGGAGCUGAUACAUCACAGAGAGCUCACUGGGUAAAAAAAUUGACAGACGAGGAAGCUAAGCAUUGGACUACCAUUGAUUUUAUUAAAGGCACUUAUUGGCUACCUGCAUGGCUUGAUUGAAUGAUUCUCAGUGAUGGAAAAUUAAGGAAUUAUGUAUUGAGAAAUUUGUUUUAUAUUGUAUAUUUUAUUAAGUUAUAAUUAAA